AUGUCGCAACCGGAAGAACACCGCAUCAACCAAGGCGAUUGGUCCAAGGUCUACGGCGAGCCCACCACCAAACCAGGCUCAAUCAGCGUCGACGAACUCACAUCUUGGUACGCCGACAAGACCCCUGGCAAAGACUUUGUUGUCAUUGAUGUGAGGCGUGCAGAUUGCGAGUAUAUUAUCCCAGGAGCUAUCAACCUUCCAGCCCACUCGAUGCCAGCGACAUUGCCGACAAUGGUCAAUAUGCUCUCGACCAUUCCGAAGCUCAUCUUCCACUGCAACUCGAGUAAACGUCGAGGAACAAGGACGGCUGGAUGGGUAGCAGAUGCGCUUGUAAAGGUGCACACGCAGGCAGGAGCGUCCGAGGCACAAGCAGAUGAGAGUAUUGCAAAGCAGGUUCUCAUCCUUACGGGUGGCAUCAAUGCCUGGACAGAGAAACAUGGCAAGCGUCGUUUCGAAAGCAGAGGUCAGCCUUGGGAUGGCAAGUCGCUGGCCACGAUUCCGCUAUAG
Molecule: messenger RNA, 507 nt
Organism: Ustilago hordei
Lineage: Eukaryota; Fungi; Basidiomycota; Ustilaginomycetes; Ustilaginales; Ustilaginaceae
Exons: 2
Coding region: 1-507 (168 amino acids)
Cellular component (GO): nucleus; cytoplasm
Molecular function (GO): protein tyrosine phosphatase activity
Source: RefSeq, a predicted model, not a curated record